Messenger RNA from Cylicocyclus nassatus, 1336 nucleotides. The record is from the annotation of a GenBank genome assembly. Lineage: Eukaryota; Metazoa; Nematoda; Chromadorea; Rhabditida; Strongylidae.
GAACUUUAUAACUUUCGCCAGUAAGGGAUGAAUUCUGAAUUCUUGAUGGUACAGACUUGAAUCGAGGCCUCAAAUGGUAUAAUUAUGCUUCGACAAUUGGCCAGAAAGUCGCUGCUGUGCACUUCAUUCGUUCGGGCUUUGGGCUCUCCAGCUCCUGCCACUAAUGUGAGCGUCGAUAAGGAGGCUUUGAUGAAACUUAGAAAACGUACCGGGUAUAGUUACGUGAAUUGCCGUAAAGCUCUGGUCCAGUUCGGCUCUGAUAAUCUGGCUGAAGCAGAGAAAUGGUUGAGAGAACGAGCGAAGACGGAAGGAUGGGCAAAAGCGGCUAAACUUAGCGGUCGGGCGACCACUCAAGGACUAAUAGCAGUAAAAUCCGCCGAGUCGGUUGCUGUUACUGUUGAAAUGAGCUGUGAGACAGACUUUGUUGCACGUGGAGAUAACUUCAAAGCUUUGUUAGAGACGGUGACUAAUUCAGCGUUGGACUAUGCUCAGAAGAAUGCCCCAGAGCCUGUGCCAGAAAAAAUAGUCUCAGCUAAUUUAGACAUCGCUUCUCUUUCUGAUUCCAAUGGAAAAUCGCUUAAUGAAGUGCUGGCUAUGACGGUUGGUAAACUUGGUGAAAAUAUCACUGUACGGUCGAUCACGGCACUGUAUGCUCCACAAGGCACCUCAUUGUUUUCGGCCGCACAUCCGCGAGAAGGAGUGCCAUCUGUUAGCAUGGGUAAAUUUGUGUCCGUGAUAGCUCUCCGACGAGAUGAGGCACCAGGUCUCUUUCCCACUGAUAGGUUAGCCGCUCAAAUUUGUCAGCAUGUUAUUGGAAUGCGAUCAGAGACGUUGGGUGAACCACCAAAAACCACCAAAGUAGACGGUCAAGACAAACAUAAGAAAGGAAGCAAGGAUGAAUUGAAUGACUUCGUUGAUGUCAAGACCACUCAGAUUGACGAAGACGAGACAGCGCUUUUGCGUCAAGCAUUUAUGUUGAACCCAUCACAGACUGUCUAUGAGUACCUCAAAGGACACCAAGCAGAGGUAGUAGACUUCGUUCGGAGCGAGUUGGGCGCUGCAGAGUGAAAAGUUUCCUGAACUUUUGUUUUUGCCAUGCCUGGUGCAUAGUCACGUCAUUCACAGCUAUUAGAGCGUAUAAAUGCCCAGCACAAAUAGGUCUGCUAUUUAAAGAUAGUCAUAGGUAGUAGUAAAUUUCUUUUGUCACAGAUGUGUAUUCUGAUAUUUUCAUCUAGGAUAUGCAGAUGCCACAGUGAGUAGAGCUAUACUUUUUCUAUUGUUGUUUUGUUGAUCAUCGUUGUUUCGUGCUAGGAUUGAUAAAUUACUAAAAGGCUUU